AUGACGGCAGAACUCGUCGAAGAUGCUUCCUGGGGCAAUUUCUCCGAUGACGUUGAGCUUGGAGAAGAAAGUCUCAUCACCGGGGUCUUGGGUGCAGGGCUCCUCCUCAUGUGUCUCAUUGGGGUGACGGGGAAUAUCUAUACGCUGGUGGUGGCAUUUGGCAGCACGGCUGUUCGCUCGACUGGUUCUUUAUGUGUGUAUGUGAUCAACCUGGCCUUAGCCGACUUGAUCUACCUUUCCACCAUCCCCUUUGUGGUCUGCACCUAUUUUGCCCAGGACUGGUUCUUUGGGGAUGUGGGAUGCAGGUUCUUGCUUAGCUUGGACCUGCUUACGAUGCAUGCGAGCAUCUUCCUGCUGACAGCCAUGAGCUUGGAGCGUUAUUGGGCAGUGGCCAGGCCGUUGAAGGCUAGGUGGGCUGGAAACUGUUACCGCAAACUUGUCAGCAUGGCCGCGUGGCUCCUCUCCUUGUUGCUGACUGUGCCCAUGAUGAUCAUGAUCCAGCAGCGGGAAGGCAGAAGCCACAAGCAUAUUUGCUUCCCCACAUGGACGCCUGAAGCUUUCCGGGUUUACCUCACGAUUUUAUUCGGCACAAGUAUUCUGGGGCCUGGCUUGAUCCUUGGCAUAGUGUAUUCCCGACUUGCUCAGGCCUACUGGACUUCCAUGAAAGUCAUGCAGCCACGGGUGAUCGGCCGGGUCUUGAAACAACAGCUGUUCUCCAGGAUUUUCGGCAUCAUUGUAGCCUACUGGGCCUGCUUUGUGCCAUUCUGGGCCUGGCAACUAGCCAAGCUAUACUGGUCUGAGGCCUUGGAGAUUGAGCCUACUGCUCAGGCUUACCUCAACUUUGGUGUUACCUGCUUGACCUAUGGCAACAGCUGCAUCAACCCAUUCCUUUAUACCCUGCUCACCAGCAAUUACCGCGAGUAUGUGGCAACUCAAGGUGGGGAGAAGCAGGGUGGCAGGCGGGCUCUCUUCAGGAGGAGGAAAUAUGGGAAGCGCCAAGCAGAAUGUGUAUCUGUGGUGCAGGAAGAAGGAAUUGCAUAA
Molecule: messenger RNA, 1041 nt
Organism: Elgaria multicarinata webbii
Lineage: Eukaryota; Metazoa; Chordata; Lepidosauria; Squamata; Anguidae
Product: urotensin-2 receptor-like
Exons: 1
Coding region: 1-1041 (346 amino acids)
Biological process (GO): blood vessel diameter maintenance; regulation of blood pressure; neuropeptide signaling pathway
Cellular component (GO): plasma membrane
Molecular function (GO): urotensin II receptor activity
Source: RefSeq, a predicted model, not a curated record